AUGCUUCAGCUUUGGAAACUUGUUCUCUUGUGCGGCCUGCUCACUGGGACCUCGGCAUCUCUUCUUGGAGACCUUAGCAACGACCUGAAUAAUGUUGUGGACAAGCUGAAACCUGCUGUUGAGAAAGGACUUGAGACCAUUGACAAUACAGUUGAAUCUAUCCUUCAGAAACUGAAGGCUGACGUGGCGGUGCUUCAGGAUUCCAAGGUUUGGCAGCUGGCCAAGCAGAAGCUGCAGGAAGCUGAGAAGUUGGUGAACGAUGCUCUUUCGAAGGUCCUCUCACUUAAGAACGGGACUUUGAGCUUGAACAUCCUUAACUCCCGCAUCCUGAAUAUCAGAAUUGAACUGACUCCUGAUGGCGAAGGCAUUAACAUAAGGGUCCCCGUCACCGCUAAUGUCACCCUGGCUCUGCCUCUCAUUGGCAAGAAGGUCAACCUGAAGGUUUCUUUGGACCUCCUGACUAGCCUCAGACUUGAAACCGAUGCCCAGACUGGCAUCCCCAAAGUGGUCGUGGGAGAAUGCCUCAGUGACUCAGACAGCAUCUCCAUCACCUUGCUGGACCGCCACAGUCAACUGAUCAACAAGGUCCUGAACUCCAUGACCAGCAUCCUGGAAAAGACUGUGUCCCACCUAAUAGAGAAGGAUGUGCAAACUUCUCCUUGGGCUGUCAGCUGGAACCUGCACCCCUUUACUCAGCCUGGGGAGCAGGAGAGAGGAGCAGGGCCUGACAGUAGCUGA
Messenger RNA from Prionailurus viverrinus (fishing cat), 738 nucleotides. It is a transcript of the gene BPIFA2, whose product is annotated as BPI fold containing family A member 2. The coding region runs from base 1 to 738 and encodes 245 amino acids. Gene Ontology annotation, molecular function: lipid binding. NCBI's taxonomy places the organism in Eukaryota, Metazoa, Chordata, Mammalia, Carnivora, Felidae. The transcript is spliced from 6 exons. The record is from RefSeq and is a predicted model, not a curated record.